Pelagomonas calceolata is the source of this 2458-nucleotide messenger RNA. The record is from the annotation of a GenBank genome assembly. NCBI's taxonomy places the organism in Eukaryota, Pelagophyceae, Pelagomonadales, Pelagomonadaceae.
GCAAGCGCUGAAGCAGUCGCUUUCGCUAAGCGCGGCCCAGCGCGGCCACCCCCGACGGAGGGCGUGGCGCCUGAGCCACCAACGAACCGCCCUGGGUCGCGAGCAAAAAGAAGCGCACCGAAAAGGGCGUGGGGCAGCCCGAGCACCCCCAUAACAACCAAGCUCAAAGAAACGAACCAAACACCCAAGCGAGCAUGUGCACGAAGUUCCCCUGCCCGCUCUGCGUCGUCGGCCGCGGCCCGGGCCUCAUCGCGCGGUGCGUCGCCAUGUGGACCACGCUCGUGCUGUGUGUCGCUCGCCGCGUACUAUCGAAGCAAGUUAGCGCGGAGCCUCCGCCGCGCGCUGGGCCGCCGGCGCAAGACGCCCAGGAUCGACGAGUCCUUCGAGAAGAUGGACGGCAGCCUCUACAAGAAGUUCUGGGCGUCGCACCAGGUCGGCCACCUCGGCGCGCGCGACGUCGAGCCCUUCGACGUGGCGCGGCCGCGCGUCGUCUUGAUCGUGCGGGGCAGUUCGGACGACCUGCCCAACCUCGACGGGGAGCUGGACGCCGUGCGCGCGUGCGCCCGCAAGGCGGCCGCGCGCGUCGUCGAGUGCGUGUCCCUGGAGACGCUCGGCGAGGCCCUCAAGCGGGCGACGUCGUGGCGGCGCGACGACUUCCCCUGCGGCGCGCGGCCGCGCGUCUGGCUCCACGUCGCCGGCCACGCCACCGAACUCCACUUGGAGGACCCGCAAAAGGCGAUGGUGCCGACGGAAAAAGUGGUGUCGUUGGUCGCGACGUACCGCCGCAACAUCGAGGCCGUCUUCUGCAACGGGUGCCGGAGCGCGGGGCUGGCCGCCGCGCUCGCGGAAGCCGGCGUCGCGGCCGUCGGCUGGCGCACGGACUGCUCGGACGCCGGGGCCGCGCUCUUCGCGGCGGCCUUCUACAAGCGCGCCUUCGACCAGGCGGACGCGGUCGCGGACCCGAACAUCGCGCCCGCGGCCUCGGCCUUCCUCGGCGCGACGCAGGACGUCCUCGCGCCGCGCGCGGCGGCGUUCGUCGCGCAGGCGCCCCGGUCGCCCGCGUGCCCCACGCGCGGCGGCGGCGGGUCCGUGGACAUUGAGAUGGACGGAUCCGGGCGGAAGGGCAUGGACGGGUCGGGGCCCCUCUCGCCCAAGAACACGGACCGGGCGGUGCCCGUGCUCGCGGUGCCCAAGGCGACGAUGGCGCUGGAUCGCUCGGCGCGGUCGGCGCGCUUCGCGCCCGAGAUCGGCGACGUCGAGAUGGACGGCUCGCGGCGCGCUGUGGGCGCGCGGCGCGACGGCGAGAUGGACGGCGGUCGCGGCGCCGACUCCGAGAACGUGGUGCGAGCGGUGCCGGUCCUCGCCGUGCCCAAGGCAACCAUGGCGUUGGAUCGGUCGACGCAGAUGGACGGGUCGCGGCGCAGCGUGGGCUCGCGGCGCUCGGGCAUGGACUCGUCGGCCGCGUCGCAGCGCACGUCGCUCGACGGUUCGGUCUACGACCUGCCGUGUUCCCUGUCCAUCGUCGACGAUGCCGACCAGGUCCUGCCGCCCGAGAAGCAAAGCAAGCGGCCGAAGCUCGGGCUCCAGCGCGCGACGGCGCCGCGCUACGCCCUGAAGGACCCGGCCUGCGCGUCGGUGGACCCGGCGACGGGCCGCGAGGUCAUCACGACGACGCGGAACGCUGUCUUCGUCGAGGCCGCGGACCCGACGGACGACGCUUUAGAUUUCCUCAGCGGCCUCUUGGAGCGCGACGCGGCGCCCGCGCCGCCGCCGCGCCGCCAGCAGGUCGCGCCCGAUUCCACGCCCGUGCUCCGGUCCACUGGCAGCGGCUACGAGGUGGUCGCCGAGGGCCGCGUCUUCGGCGGGCCCGUGGCGCUCGGCGUGCCCCAGCUCUUCGACGGCGCGCGGGCGGCGCGCGCGCACGCGGCUGCCGCCGCCGCCGAGACGCCGCUCGACCGGGCCACAUUGCAGGGCCUGGGCCCCAAGAAGGUGGCUCGGUUAGCAGCCAUCGGCAUCCGCACGGUGGACCAGCUCGCGCGCGUCGACGUCGACGACCGGGCCCUCGUCGAGGCGGCGACGCACAAUCGCCGCUUUGAUAGGGCCGUCGCGACUCUGUCCAAAUGGCGCCGCGAAGCUGCAACCUUCCUGCGCCGCAAAGCCUUGGGCGAGGUCGUGCCUCGCAAAGGGCGCGGCUCGAAGCGCCGCGCCGCGGCGCCGCCCGCGGCGCCGCCGGUGGUGUCUUCCGACUCCACGGUGAAUUCGUCUGAGGGCGACGACGACAGGUCUUGCGCGACCAAAGGUCCGCGCGAGGAGUCGUCGUCGUCGUCCUCGCCCUCACACGUGCCAGGCACGCUGGAGGCGCCCGGUCCUGCCACAGCUCGAGGGCCGUCCCCGUCUCCUGAGGUACUCGCAGACACCCAAGAAAAUCCCGUCUCCCGAGACCCGAGCCCCGUGUAAA